CAAACUGACACAACUAAAACCGUAGACAGAGUAAAACUAAAACCCAUUAAACAAAGAACUGAACUGAGAAAUUGUUUUUUGUGUUAAAAUAAGUUUUAAAGCCAUUAAUCUAAAUAAAUAAAAUGAUAUGAGAUUAAAAAAUAAUAGAAACUUUGAAACAAUUGACCAAGAUUUGAUUGUGUAUUUUAAAUUAUUAAAGUUUGUAUUAAUUAGGUAUCAUAAUUGGAUGAAAUCGGAAGAAUUACAAAAACUCACCGCCUCACAACCUUUGUCGUUAGAACAAGAAUAUGCUAUGCAGAGAUCUUGGAGAGAGGAUGAAGACAAGUGCACUUUUAUAAUUUUGGACAAAAAUCAUUUUGAUACAAACAAUGAUGAAAUAGAAGCAAUGAUUGGUGACACAAAUAUAUUUAUAACUGACAAAGAUAAUUCUGUCGGCGAAAUAGAAAUCAUGAUUGCAGAACAAUCAGCGCGACAAAAAAAACUGGGAUGGGAAUCAGUAAUUCUAAUGCUGUUGUAUGGAGUCAAGUUUAUAAAUAUUAAAUGUUUCGAAGCAAAGAUAUCAUUUCAUAAUGAUGUUAGUAUAAAAAUGUUUAGCAAAUUAGGAUUUGUAGAGAAAUCAAGAAGUGAAGUAUUUGAAGAAAUAACUUUAGAGAAAAUUAUGAGUGAAGACUGGGAGGAAUGGCUACAGAAUGAAAUUAAAUGGGAAAUAAAGGAUUAUUAGUAUA
Melitaea cinxia (Glanville fritillary) is the source of this 725-nucleotide messenger RNA. RefSeq names its product N-acetyltransferase 9 (gene Mnat9). The record is from RefSeq and is a predicted model, not a curated record. Gene Ontology annotation, biological process: protein acetylation. The coding region runs from base 128 to 721 and encodes 197 amino acids. Gene Ontology annotation, molecular function: N-acetyltransferase activity. The transcript has 4 exons. NCBI's taxonomy places the organism in Eukaryota, Metazoa, Arthropoda, Insecta, Lepidoptera, Nymphalidae.